Molecule: messenger RNA, 2490 nt
Organism: Aspergillus puulaauensis
Lineage: Eukaryota; Fungi; Ascomycota; Eurotiomycetes; Eurotiales; Aspergillaceae
Exons: 3
Coding region: 1-2490 (829 amino acids)
Biological process (GO): protein ubiquitination
Molecular function (GO): ubiquitin protein ligase activity
Source: RefSeq, a predicted model, not a curated record
AUGGGCCAGUCUUCUUCUACCCAAAGAGAACAACGCCAUCAAUUUCCUAGCGAACAUACCAUACCUCAUCAGCGCAGUUACAUCCGUAAUAGGCAUGAAGACAUGAAUAACGGGCACAACACGGAGCAGGUCGGGGACAUUGACCCCCUGACAAGUCAAGAAACAGGCAGUAGCGAUGUGCCGACGAUCAAUCCUGGCGAAAUGGCUUCACCGGCUCAGUCAUGGCAAUCGCCAAUCGCACCCUCUGGCGACAUAUCGGGUCAUUCAAGACAAAUGGGAAGUAUUCAGGAAGAGACCGGAUCACAGUAUGAAGCCAGCCAGCAGGAUUAUCAAUCGGCAAUCCUUGCUCGAGUGGCGAGAAGGCAGUCUGCGAUGUCAAGAUUAGGUUCGAGGAUUUUACCAAACGCAGUCAUUCGCGGGCUUUUGAAUAGUGAAGAAGAGACUCCCGCGGAAGGCCACGCCCAUCGACAUGGAAUUGUUUCCAGGACUAUACCAAGAUCGGAGGUCAAUCAAAGUAGCCCCCGGUUCAGCCCUUUCGCGUCCUUGAGCUCGAGGGGUGGUAAUCGAAGACGCUCGUUCCGUGGACCCUACUUCAACCCACGUAGUGAUGCGGCGAUGGGCUCGCAUAGCGGAUAUUCAGGGACGUCUUCCGGUGUCUCGGCAGAAGGCCCAGCUGAAGCUGGAGGAUGGCGGCGAAGCGUUCGACUACGCCGUGUCGGGCACACAAUAUCGACACCGAUCGCUCAAAUGUUCGGCCAGCCGCCCUCUGAUUCGUCUCAUGAACAAGGUGCGGAAAAUCCUCACAUUUUCCACAAUCCAGACCCCGUGGACUUCAUACCUCACCCGGGGCCGAUUGAUACUCGUAUGGAUUUUGAUCCACCGCACGAACUUGAUUCUGGGGAACCCGCGCUAGGAGACCAGCAGCCUGCAUCCCCUUUACUGUUGUCGCAAAACGAGUCCAGUACGCGGCAUUUUCCGAGUUUACUACGGGCGCGGCCGUCUAGGGCUUUGCGCCGAGAAGAACAAACACCCCUAUCGCGCGUUCUUCAGCUUGCGGCUACUGCCAUCGCGGCGCAACUUUCCGGUGGACCUAGCCCAGCUUUACCCAAUAUCCAAUCUUUGGGUAAUAACAAUGACGGCCAGGACGGCUCUCUAGAAAGCUUCAUACAGAGUUUACAGCGUGCCACCGGUCCACAACCUCCCGUAGAUACACCCGAUCCUCGAGAGGACGAACGGCCCCCAACGCCGGUGAAUUUUAUGAGAGUAUUCCGGUUCGCUAAUUCAGAUAGCCCCCGCUCCCCCGAAGCAUCCAAUCGCGCAGGAGCAGAAUUAGGUGAUGGUCCGAAUCAUGAAGACAAUAUGGACACAGAUCACCAUGCGGACGGACCCGAAGGUCGAACAGUCACUCUUGUUGUCGUUGGCGUUAGGUCCGUCCCAUCUGGAAAUGGCCCAUCUGGCGAUCAACAACCCGCGGCACUUCCUGGUUUGGACGCCCUGCUCCGAUUGCCCUUCUUAGCUCCAGGAACAUUCCCACCACGUGUCGGAUCACGCCCGGCAGCGACCACCACGCCCAGUCGUCCGACACCACCUAGUGUGCCCAGUAAUGAUGAUAUUCCCCCGCCACUGGGAUCGUCGAAUGCAUUGCGGAGAAUGUCAGAUGCCGGCAGUCGUGGCCCUCCCUCAUCACUACCUUCCAUUGUAUCGGACAGCCCUCCAGGACCCCAUCCACCUCCAUCGACCCCGGCUGAACCGGGACUCUCUGCUGUUUCGUCUGGUGCUUCGACCCCCAGCCGGAGGUUAUCUACCACCUCGGCCAUGUCCCCAAAUGUCCUACCACAGUUGAAUGAAAACCACUCCAUGCAACCUGCUGUGGAGCCUUCGGAUGAGGCUUUCUCGUCCAACACUUCUCAUCAACGACGCCGAAGUGACUCUGAGUUUGCACGCCACCGCGAACAAUUGGGUUCCGGGGCCGCCAGGCGUAACGGAGUUGUGGAGCCUGAUAAUCAUAAUACACCAACUGGUAGAAGUUGGUUAAUAUACGUUGUUGGAACUAACCUUUCAGAGAACCACCCUGCAUUUGCUGCGCCAAGCCUGUUCACUGAUAAUCCGACCUACGAAGAUAUGGUCUUGCUCUCAUCGCUUCUUGGUCCCGUCAAGCCCCCGGUUGCUACCCAAGAAGACAUAACCUCAGCGGGAGGUUUGUACCGUGUAGUGGAAUAUGGGGGCACUCUUUCUGCGGAGUCUGUUGACCAUUCUGGUGCUAUUCAGCUCGCCGAAGGUGAACGCUGUUUGAUCUGCCUCAGCGAAUACGAAGCGGCGGAAGAGGUUCGCCAGCUGACGAAAUGCGAACACAUUUACCACCGGAUAUGCAUUGAUCAGUGGUUAACAACGGGCCGCAACUCCUGUCCGCUAUGUCGAGGUCAGGGCGUUGCCGACAAGUCGGGCGCUGGGCCAUCAGCGUCUGACACACCACACGCAACAGCUACUUAG